Sardina pilchardus (European sardine) is the source of this 1641-nucleotide messenger RNA. Its product is annotated as putative HERC2-like protein 3. Gene Ontology annotation, biological process: protein ubiquitination; zymogen activation. The record is from RefSeq and is a predicted model, not a curated record. Gene Ontology annotation, molecular function: metal ion binding; serine-type endopeptidase activity; ubiquitin-protein transferase activity. Bases 141 to 806 code for a protein of 221 amino acids. Gene Ontology annotation, cellular component: plasma membrane. NCBI's taxonomy places the organism in Eukaryota, Metazoa, Chordata, Actinopteri, Clupeiformes, Clupeidae. The transcript is spliced from 5 exons.
CUACAAGAGCACUUCUCCUUUGUAUUCUAUCUCUGACAGGAGAUGCUGUUAGGCUGGUUGGUGGGAGCACUAAUUGCUCAGGUAGAGUGGAGGUGUACUACAACAGCCAGUGGGGCACUGUGUGUGAUGAUAGCUGGGACAUGAGAGAUGCACAGGUGGUGUGUAGACAGCUGGGAUGUGGAGGUGCUGUCUCUGCCCCCAAAGAAGCCCAUUUUGGCCGGGGGAGUGGGAACAUCUGGAUGGAUGAGGUCAACUGUACUGGUGCUGAAAAAUCCCUUACAGAGUGCUCCCAUCGUGGAACGCAUAACUGUAGCCAUGGUGAAGAUGCUGGUGUGGUGUGCUCAGAUAACAGCACAAUAUCUGGUCCAGUGAUGGCUGCCAUGAUGAAGAUCGGCACCAGGAUCAUGAGGGGUCAGGACUGGAAAUGGGAAAAUCAGGAUGGAAUCCCUCCUGGUCUGGGCCUUGUGAUUGGUUCACUGAGUGAGAGCGGGUGGAUUCGUGUGAGGUGGGACAACGGCCAUAUAAACUCGUACCGCAUGGGCGCUGAGGGAAAAUACGACCUCAAGCUAGCCGAGCCACUGCCCUCUGCACUGCCCUCUACAGAGUCCCCUAUACAGCCCUCUGCACUGCCCUCUACACAGCCAGCCACCGGUCAGCACCACAGUCUCAGUAAACUCACCUUCACUACAGCUCUGCAGAUCAGUCUCAGAGACCAGACACCUGCCGCUGCUGCUGCUAGCAUGACGUGGUCAUACAGGAUAAAGGAUCAUUCUUUAGACUCUUUUACAGUUUUUUUCAAUCGCUAACAAGCAUUUGUCCAUUCAGUUGACACAUUUUCAAAACUCUAAACACAGUUAGCACAGCAUCGGUCUUUUGUGGCCAUACCAUUCACACAUUUCAUGUUGUUUUCACACAGUAUGCAGUCAGUGAAUACAUUUUCACAAUGCUUACAUUUACUUAACAGACAAACUAUACCUCCCAACAAAAUAAUGGAUCGUUUUUGCAUUAUUUUCGAAUGUUAACACACAACAUCCCACAAUAGUUAAAACAAUAUUCCAAACCUUAGAUACAGUAUAAAAACCUCUGCUUCUGCAAUGUUAUCAAUUCAAAAGCAAUAUAUCUCAGCUGAUAAUAAACAAACAAUCGAAUAAUUGACACACAGAUGAUUUAUGUUGGGUAAAUUGGGCCAGCCACAGCUGAUUCCAGUCUAUCUUAGACUCAGUGGCAGGGGUUAUUUCUCUCUAUUACAUUGACACUUACACAGUAAAAAGAGGAGGUGAUGUUUUUGGCAGAAACAGAAAAAGACAAAUGCUGUAAUGUCUGGACGGGGAAGAGUAAGAGUAAGGGGCCCAGGGAGAAGGUCCAGUGAGAGAUGCAGUGAGAGGUGCAGGAGCACUGAGAGGAGCAGGUGCAGAGAUUAGACACAGUAAUAUUGUGCUUUUUUUUGUUCACCCCCUUUUUAUCUGGGCCUUUUGCUGUUGAUUUUUUGUUCAGAAUGCUCUUGUGUUUCAUGGAUAUUUUGUUCACUGCAAUGCUGUAAAUGCUUUCUGUUCUAUCAUAGUCUACUGUAAACAGUAUUUAUACUGCACCUCCUGUAGGUCUAGUGAACAGUAAAAUAAAUAAAUAAAAAAAAAGAUUUGC